Molecule: messenger RNA, 3159 nt
Organism: Aspergillus niger
Lineage: Eukaryota; Fungi; Ascomycota; Eurotiomycetes; Eurotiales; Aspergillaceae
Exons: 8
Coding region: 1-3159 (1052 amino acids)
Molecular function (GO): protein binding
Source: RefSeq, a predicted model, not a curated record
AUGCUUUCUACAAUGGUCCGCCCGGAGGACGCCAUCAGGAUGCCUCGUUCAUACCGAAGCGACGUGGAUGAGGAGGAUACUAGCAGGCGAACUCCGGAACAGAACACCCUCUCCUCUUCGUCCUCCUCUUCUAACAAUGACGCGGCGGCAAAAAGCGAGGACGAGGUUACACUGGUGAACGGGUCUGCUGGUGAUGGUCGCAGCAGUAGCCUAGGGAAACAUCAGACGGGUCCCCGUCUUUUGUCACCCGACGAAACGAUUGAAUUGGCGCGGCGAGCAGUGGAAAACGGCAUCCAAGAGACCAAACGCUCCCUAGCAGGCAGUGAGGCAGUCAGCGAUGUGGUGAAGCCAAAAUUGACCAUUGACUUGGGCCAUUCCAACAUUGUCCGUAUACCCGAAGCGGUAGUUGACAUCAUCAAAGAUGAAGUUGAACGCCUCUCGCUAUCGAAUAAUCACCUUUUCCAUAUACCCUACCGGUUCGCAGAAUGUUCCCAUCUUCGGUAUCUCAAUAUUCGAGCGAAUAGUUUUCGAGAAUUUCCCAAGGGGGUAUAUAAAUUGCCGCUUCUUGAAAUCUUAGACAUCAGCCGCAAUAAGAUCGGCCACCUCCCAGAGGAAAUCAAGAAAUUGUCCUCGCUCCGGGUCCUAUCGGUAAUGCAGAACCGCCUUGAUGAUUUGCCUCUGGGGAUCUCCGACAUGAACAAACUUCAAAUUCUUAAAGUAGCCGGGAACCCCUUGCGGGGCCCCCUGCGACGGCUUCUCGAGACGUCUGAGACAGAGUUCGCCCCCUCGACAAUGACGGAUAAUGAGAAGGAGGUCGCGGUUACUGCCGAGCUGAAGCGGUUCUUGAAAACCAAACAGCCUGUUACGACUCUGGAAGUCGAGAGGAACGAGCUCAGCGAGGGCAUGUUGGACACCCCUAAACCCGUCAAACGCGGAGUGAGCAGUCGGUUUCCGGUGAUCCCCAGCACCGGUGAUCUUUCUUCCGACCCAAAGUCACCGUCCUUGUCUCGUCCUCCGCCCAUACCUCUCAAAUCGCACUAUCGCAUUGCUUCGGGACAGCAUUCGGUCUUCCAGGGCGGUUUUCUCCCACGUUCCGGCGCUAGGCCUCUCGCUGGAGUCAAUGAACGCAACCGGAGCAACAGUGAAGGAAUCAUCCAGGCCUCUCUGGCCGCGCGUAACAAGCGGAUGGGAGUUAUCCGGAAGAAUACCGACUUAGGGACGUUGGACGAGACCCGGCCGUAUCGGAACAGUCAUUUACGGGGUUUGAGUUAUGGCUCUAUCCUUCGCACUCGGCCCAUUGCAGCCGUGUGCAACAGUAACUCUUCGAGCCCCAGUAGCCCGAGGGAACGAAGGCGCUUAAAGGAUGGCUUUGUCAAUCGAAUGUCGAGUCUGCCAGAACACAAGGGCGAAAGGGAAACCGCGGAACCUAUCAUCGAGUGUGCAAAGGGGAUUCUUUUUGCACUCUUCCAAGUGCAGUCGAAUGUUUCCUCUCUGAUCAAUGUGAUCAAACGCGAUGAUGCUCGGCGCAACAGUCUCGAGAUCGUGUUCUACAACGCUUCUACCCACGUUGAACGUCUAAAUGAAGCUAUAGAGAAUGCGGAGCACCAUUCUGACGAGGUGGAUGCUGUGCGCUUGUCGAAUGAGGCCGUCAAAAGGGAAUGCGAGACAUGCAUAAUUGCGUACACUCAUGUUGGAACGCAACUACGCAAUAGCAUCGACAAGAUAGUCGCCAAUGGCGACCCACGCUACUUGCGUUCCUUGAUGCUCAUGAUCUUUGGCAGCGUAGUUGAACUGCGCAACGCCUGUGCGAGCUUGGGCAUCCCACUCCAAACCCGCAAGCCGCCCUCUGCGACAAAGCCUUCUAUACCUGAAAUCAAAGAGUCGGCUAGCUCGGACCGCUUCCUUGGACCAACAGUCACUCCAACCAGAGGGAGGGAACAUUCUUUGUCGACGCGCCGAUUGCGAAGUGACACCACAAUCCAGCACCCUCAGAUCACUACGACUGGGCCUUUCCAGGCUGCUCAAAACUACCAGUCCGCUGUCAGUUCGCCUGGCUUUGCUCCGACUCCGUUCAGCCUUGGGGCACGAAGCCGGUCGAGUAGCAGGUCUAAUCAUAUCAACACAUCCGUACCGUCGUCACUCGCGACCCCUCGUUCAGGCGAGUCAUUCCCUCCAAUGCCCAGCGCCGUUGUACCUCGAAUCAAUCCCUUGACAGGCCUAGAUGAGAUCGAGGAGGAGCGAAUCUUUGAAAAGAUCUUCUAUCAACUUACCUCUGCCUACACCGCUGCCCUCCAAGCGUUGCCUUUGGCGCGCCGUCAACUAGUGCGAUGCCAUGAGGUAGCGGAGCAGGAACAUGAAUCCGAGGGCAUAUUAAUGCUAUGGAACAAUCUGAUCCGGCGGUGUCGGGUAUGCUUAGAAGUAUCCGAGGCCCUGGGUCUUCGUCUCUCUAACAUGAAGGUAAAAGAGCCUGGUGGCGGAAUGCGGAACCAGCGUGAGUUCUGGCAACUCUGCAAGGCGUUUAUGCAGUCCUUCGUCGAUCUAGUUACCGACAUGAGGGAGGUUCGAAGUAUGCAGCUCCUCCCGGGUGAUAUCAUUGUCAUACUCCGUCCAGUCCAGAGAGCAAGCAGAGAAGCAGGUCGGUUGAUCGACGCCUCGCCGUGGUCUUAUCUUGCCGAUAUGGCUCCAAGCAACGCAGCAGCAAACAUUUACGGGCCCCCGCUACAAUCUCAGCAUUCACAGCACCAAAAUACCGCAUCCAACGCAAGCAGCUUUCAUUUGAACUCCGGCGUCUCCCCGCAAUCCGUCCAUCUCCCGGCGACUCCGCUAAGUGCUGCCCUUGGUCCAGCCGCGCAGGCAACCGUGCCUUCUACCCCCGCAAGUGCGUACAGUGACAAAUUCUUCGAAGGGGAUGUGUUUCAGAGAGCUGACUCGUUGCUCUCAAUGCCCAAUCAGGCGCCAUUUUUCAGUCGUCGCCGAGAUUUGCAAAGAAACAUGUUUGAUACCUCCACGGGAUACACGAGUGAGCAAUAUCCUGCAUUUCCCACAAACAAGACUAGUCAUUACUCGCAUAUGCCGUCGCCUACUGCCUGCACAAUGACAGACAGCUGCACAUACUUACACACAGACAAGGAAAUACAACACACAGACAUAGAAAUAUGA